CGGUACCGACGUUGGAACCUGUACGAAGUUUUUAUCCAAUAAAAAUCCCCCAAGUGUAUCAACAUGUACUUUUCGCAUUGGCUGGAACAGAAAAGAAAAUUGAGUCAUUUGGUAACGCGCCUCUUCACGAUUCUAUCGCCACAAAAAGUCUUCACCAUUAAAUAGUUCUCUCAGAGCUUCCACCGUUAAUUUCGCUUUUCUAUUUCCUUCAUCAAUUUAGCUUCUUCUCUCGUUUGCUUUUCCUCUUCAAUUUUCCCCAAAUUAUCCAGUCUUUCAAAUAAUUCUUUCUUCUGCUGAUCGAAUCAGAGCUGUUGGUUCGAUCUCUGGCUAUUGAUAACCUUAUGCCGCCGGAGAUCGAACAAGUCGCCGAGAAUGCCUUAUUCGGCAAAUAUGAGCUCGGCAAGCUUCUCGGAUGCGGUGCGUUUGCCAAGGUUUACCACGCAAGAAAUCUCCGAACUGGGCAAAGCGUAGCCAUUAAAAUCAUCAACAAGAAGAAAAUCGCUAACCCUACAUUAAUGUCUAAUAUCAAGCGCGAGAUCUCCAUUAUGCGCAGGCUUAACCAUCCUCACAUCGUCAAGCUCUAUGAGGUUUUAGCCUCCAAGACCAAGAUUUAUUUUGUUAUGGAGUUUGUCAAAGGUGGAGAGUUGUUUGCCAAAGUCGCUAAAGGACGCUUCAGUGAGGAUCUCAGCCGUAAAUAUUUUCAGCAGUUGAUCUCCGCCGUCGGUUAUUGCCACGCUCGCGGCGUCUUUCAUCGAGAUUUGAAGCCUGAAAAUCUUCUCCUCGACGAAAAUGGGAAUUUGAAGGUUUCGGAUUUUGGACUCAGUGCUGUAACUGAUCAGAUCCCACCCGAUGGACUUCUGCAUACUCUUUGUGGGACUCCGGCAUAUGUUGCGCCUGAGAUUUUAGCGAAGAAAGGUUAUGAUGGUGCUAAGGUUGAUGUAUGGUCAUGCGGUGUCAUUUUGUUUGUUUUAACGGCCGGUUAUUUGCCGUUUAACGAUCCGAAUCUCAUGGUCAUGUAUAAGAAAAUCUACAAGGGCGAAUUUCGGUGUCCGAGAUGGAUGUCUCAGGAUCUGAAACGGUUGUUAUCUCGGCUUCUCGACACGAAUCCCCAGACGAGAAUAACGGUCGAUGAGAUCUUGAGAGACCCAUGGUUUAGGAGAGGAGGAUUCAAGGAAAUCAAGUUCUACGAUGAGUAUUAUUGCGGACUUGACGAUACCGAUAAGGCCGAUAAACAAGAACCGGAUAUCACGAAUUUGAACGCAUUCGACAUCAUUUCGUUCUCGUCCGGUUUGGAUUUGUCCGGGUUGUUCGAUGACUCGUACAACGCGGUGGAGGACGGCGAGCGGUUCGUGUCUUCUGAGUCACCAGAAAAAUUGGUCCAGAAAAUCGAGGAGUUUGCCAAGGCCGAGAGGCUGAGGACUAAGAGAAAGAAAGAGUGGGCCUUCGAGAUUGAAGGGCGAAAUGGUAAUUUCGCUCUGGAGGUUGAAGUUUACAGGUUAACGGACGAUCUGGUAGUUGUGGAGGCUAGAAGGAGAGGUGGUGAAGCUGGAUGCUUUAAACAGAUGUGGAAGUACAAGCUUAAGCCUGAACUCAGUGGCUUAACUGUUAGUCAACCGGAAAGUCAGGUCGUCGGUAACUGAAAAACGUAGUGUGUGUAUAUAUAUAUAUAUAUAUAUAUAUAGCCGGAGAAGAAUGAAUUCCGGCACUUGUUUGUAAUACCUUAAUUUUGGAUUUAAAAAAAAUUAAAAAAUUUAAUUAAAAAAAAAAGGUGUAUUAUCGUGUGCGUCUGUUUGUGGUAUUUAAUUGGAAUAAAAAUCACCUGCUGAGCAGGUGAUGGUUUUUUUUUU
Molecule: messenger RNA, 1847 nt
Organism: Hevea brasiliensis (rubber tree)
Lineage: Eukaryota; Viridiplantae; Streptophyta; Magnoliopsida; Malpighiales; Euphorbiaceae
Product: CBL-interacting serine/threonine-protein kinase 11
Exons: 1
Coding region: 342-1640 (432 amino acids)
Biological process (GO): protein phosphorylation; signal transduction
Molecular function (GO): ATP binding; protein kinase activity
Source: RefSeq, a predicted model, not a curated record